GAUAGAGAGUAGUGAAGUCUAUUGAUUCAUCAUAAUAGUCAAACUGUGUCGGAUGUGUAAAAAAAUCUCGAGGGAACCAAAACAAAACCAGAAUCUCGGAAGAAGGUCCAGGAAAUCCAGGAAAACUAGAAAGAUGACAGAAACUCAAGAAAAAGAAGCCCAAGAGAAAGACAGCACUAUCUCCUCGAGGCUGGGUAUGUGUUCCGUGUGUGCCCAGACAGCAGCGAAAUACACGUGCCCAAGGUGUGGCGUCAAGACGUGUUCUCUGCCGUGCGUGAAGAGCCAUAAAAAGGAUGCUGGAGGAUGCUCUGGGGUCAGGGAUAAGACGGUCAUGGUGCUUAAGGACGAGAUGGAUAACUUGACCCUACUCAGCGAUUACAGAUUUCUGGAAGAGAUCGACCACAGGCUAGAAGACAACCAGAGACACCCGCUGCGAAGAUACAUCGUUCCCAGACACACAAAGGGCAAGCCAGAGCUGCCCUUCUUCCUUAACAGUCUUAGAAAUGAAGCCGCAAAAAGAGGAACCACCUUGAGAUUUUUGCCGAAUCACUUCUCAAAACACAAAGAGAACACCACACGCUUCAUAGCAAAGGAGGGAAUCAUAAGAUGGCACAUCAAAUGGGUAUUCCACCAAGCAGACAUCACAUUCACCAACACGCAAGUCGAUGAGAACACGCCCAUCAUAAACCUCCUGGCCCGCUACAUGGAGCCGAGUGAUGACCUCACCCCAGACGAGGCCGAGAAGCUAGCCUACUACCACUCUGCCUCCUACAGCAGGGUUGCCGUCUUGAUGCAGGGGGAGAGAGAGGGCUCAAAGACGGCAUUCUGGGAGGCUGUGCCAUCAAAGAGCAUCCGUCAAAACCUGGCCGGCUGCAAGGUGGUCGAAUACCCAACAUUCUACGUGAUCCUGCGAGACCACAUGCAAGCUUACCUGGACUAUGAGGUGGAUGGUCACGAUGAUCUAUUUGGAGACGACGAGGCGAAGGAGGAGGAGGAGGAGGAGAAAAAAGAGGAGGGUUUGUUCUUCUUCGAGGCCAGUGGUAACUACGACGAGGCUGAUUGACUGUGAUACCUGUAGUGGAGUUUAUUAAUUCUGUUUUGUUUUUAUUUUUAUCAAUUGUUAUAGUGAUAAUAUUAAAGGAAAAUAAAACCUUGAAGUAAUUACCAGAGUAUUUUUUUUGUUUUUUGUUUUUUUUUUUUUCCCAAUUUUUCUCUUAAAGUGACAGCAAAUUCUACAUAUAAUAUAUCUAAUAUAACAUAUAUAUUUCAAGUAAAUACCAUAUUAAGUGAAAAUCUGGUAAGACUAUAUAUUAUGUAGACAAGUUAAUUUACAAAUAUACUAUCAAGUGUGUUAUAAUGCAGUCAAUAAUCAAUUUUGUUCAUUAGAUCAGAUUGACAUACAAUAUUUCAACUUUAUAUUCAUAAAAAGUAACAUUAUGUAAUUUUACAAACAGAAUAUUUAAAACUGAAUUUUUUUUUUUAACAUUUGGAUCAAAUGCAAUCUAAGAUCAUAAGUGUUUUACCAAAAAAAUUUCUUCACUCUUGAAAAAUUAUAAGUAAGGUUUAAUAGCAAAUGAGAAUUUUUGACACAGGAAACUGAUAUGUUACAUCACAGUUUGUUAACUAAUAUAAAAGUAAAGUUAGUGAAUGGGUAAAAUUUCCACAAAUAUGGAGGAAUAAAAUAAUAUGUUCCAAUAAACAAUAUUUUAUAACUGAAAAUACACAAAAAAGAAGAUGAAUCAUAUAUUAUGUUGUUCAAUAGAACUUCCCAAAUCACAGUAUUGAAACAGCUCCAGCAAGGCAUAUGUUAGGGUUUUAUUUUACUACUUUUCAAAGCUAUGUGUUAUUACUUUUGUCAGCAGUAAAAAGAUUAUUAUAUUUAGUUAUCAGUAUUGUAAUCUAUAUGAUAUAUUUCCUUUUAUGACCUGUUUUCUCAUAAGGAUAGGCCAAAACAUGAGAAUAAUUUGACCAGAAGAAAUGAAACUAAAAAAUUAAGAGAAAAAAUGCAUCUGAUUCUUUUUAAAGAGCUUUUAAGAAAUUGUUGUGUUAGGUGUAGAAAUUUAUUUACAUCUGAAUAAUUAUUCAGGUACUACUAAUGGAGUAAAUAUUAACUUUUUGGUAACCAAACUGCUGAGAUAUCAUAAGUUCAACAUUAUUUAAAUUUUUCUGUAAUAUACAAAAUGCAUCAUGUCGAUAUCAUUAAGUUAAUAUUAUGUCAAGCUGUUCUUUAACUUAUAAAAAAUAUCAUGCAGAUACUUCAAAAUGUAAAAAAAAAAAAAAA
Molecule: messenger RNA, 2281 nt
Organism: Penaeus monodon (black tiger shrimp)
Lineage: Eukaryota; Metazoa; Arthropoda; Malacostraca; Decapoda; Penaeidae
Product: box C/D snoRNA protein 1-like
Exons: 4
Coding region: 53-1063 (336 amino acids)
Biological process (GO): box C/D snoRNP assembly; snoRNA localization; maturation of LSU-rRNA from tricistronic rRNA transcript (SSU-rRNA, 5.8S rRNA, LSU-rRNA)
Cellular component (GO): pre-snoRNP complex; nucleus
Source: RefSeq, a predicted model, not a curated record